Molecule: messenger RNA, 1386 nt
Organism: Cynocephalus volans (Philippine flying lemur)
Lineage: Eukaryota; Metazoa; Chordata; Mammalia; Dermoptera; Cynocephalidae
Gene: CORO1A
Product: coronin 1A
Exons: 10
Coding region: 1-1386 (461 amino acids)
Biological process (GO): cell migration; actin filament organization
Molecular function (GO): actin filament binding
Source: RefSeq, a predicted model, not a curated record
AUGAGCCGGCAGGUGGUUCGUUCCAGCAAGUUCCGCCAUGUGUUUGGACAGCCGGCCAAGGCUGACCAGUGCUAUGAGGAUGUGCGCGUCUCACAGACAACCUGGGACAGUGGCUUCUGCGCCGUCAACCCCAAGUUCGUGGCCCUGAUCUGUGAGGCCAGUGGGGGAGGGGCUUUCCUGGUGCUGCCCCUGGGCAAGACUGGACGUGUGGACAAGAAUGUGCCCAUGGUCUGUGGCCACACAGCCCCUGUGUUGGACAUCGCCUGGUGCCCGCACAAUGACAACGUCAUUGCCAGUGGCUCCGAGGACUGUACAGUCAUGGUGUGGGAGAUCCCAGAUGGUGGCCUGGUGCUGCCCCUACGGGAGCCUGUUGUCACCCUGGAGGGCCACACCAAGCGUGUGGGCAUCGUGUCAUGGCACCCCACAGCCCAGAAUGUGCUGCUCAGUGCAGGCUGUGACAACGUGAUCCUGGUGUGGGAUGUGGGCACUGGGGAGGCUGUGCUGACGCUGGGCCCAGAUGUGCACCCGGACACAAUCUACAGCGUGGACUGGAGCCGUGACGGCACCCUCAUCUGCACCUCCUGCCGCGACAAGCGUGUGCGCAUCAUCGAGCCCCGCAAAGGCACUAUCGUAGCUGAGAAGGAUCGUCCCCAUGAGGGGACCCGGCCUGUGCGCGCUGUGUUUGUAUCGGAUGGAAAGAUCCUAACCACAGGCUUCAGCCGCAUGAGUGAGCGGCAGGUGGCGCUGUGGGAUACAAAGCACCUGGAGGAGCCGCUGUCCCUGCAGGAGCUGGACACCAGCAGCGGCGUCCUGCUGCCCUUCUUUGACCCCGACACCAACAUUGUCUACCUCUGUGGCAAGGGUGACAGCUCCAUCCGGUACUUCGAGAUCACUUCCGAGGCCCCAUUCCUGCACUUUCUCUCCAUGUUCAGUUCCAAGGAAUCCCAGCGUGGCAUGGGCUACAUGCCCAAACGUGGCCUGGAGGUGAACAAGUGUGAGAUUGCCAGAUUCUACAAGCUGCACGAGCGGAGGUGCGAGCCCAUCGCCAUGACAGUGCCUAGAAAGUCGGACCUGUUCCAGGAGGACCUGUACCCGCCCACCGCAGGGCCUGACCCUGCCCUCACGGCCGAGGAGUGGCUAGGGGGUCGGGAUGCCAGUCCCCUCCUCAUUUCCCUAAAGGAUGGCUAUGUACCCCCAAAGAGCCGGGAGCUGCGGGUCCACCGGGGCCUGGACACUGGGCGCAGGAGGGCAGCACCAGAGGCCAGUGGCACUCCUAGCUCGGAUGCUGUCUCCCGGCUGGAGGAAGAAAUGAAGAAGCUCCAGGCCACGGUGCAGGAGCUACAGAAGCGCUUGGACAGGCUGGAGGAGACAGUCCAGGCUAAGUAG